AUGGAUCCCCUUUGCCAACGGUGCCAGGCCUUUGAUAUCCAGGCGUUUGCGAAGGACCAGUAUGAGUAUCGCGGAUACAAGCUCAAGGACCUGCUUGAAUCAGCCACUCAAGGUUGUUCCUUCUGUUCGAUGCUCGUAGAGAACCUGGAGUUGGUAGUUCAGGGGAAGGACCAACGUUUGCUUCGAGGUAGUAAACGUGGGUUGCUUGAGAACAGCCAAAGUCAGGCGGCUAAGUGGUUUUCCAAGGACCAACUCGCCCUUCUCUUCAUGAAAUUGUACAGUACGGUCAAUACCACCUGGGUUCAUUUCACUGCCGGCCGCGCAAGUUCCCAUGAUGUAUCUAGACUCGAAAUUUCCUUUUUGCGAGUCUUCAUCUCACUCCCGUCACUCGAAACCCUGAAAGGGGACGCCUUCACCUAUAAUAUUUUCCUCCACACUGCUGCUGACCCAGGAACGAAAGCCUACGAUUCAGGGGAUAUUACUGGCAGUCUCUACGUCGAGUUGCACCACUCAGUAUCGACGCAUCUCAGCACCAUUAAGUCAUGGCAAAAACAAUGCAUUGAAGGCCAUGAAGAAUGCGUUAAAACCAUGUCGAAAACAAACUCCAUCAACCCUGAAAAUGUUCCCCUUCCGUCUCGUUGCCUCGAGGUUGUGACCAACGAUCUCCAACAGCACCCAGAUGCACCGCCUUAUACCUUUGUUUUGCGAGAAACCUCGGGUUCGGGGAAGUAUAUUACGCUGAGCCAUCGUUGGACGGAAGAAACCGAAAAGUACAAGACCCUAACUAAAAACCUAAACUGUCGUAUGGGUCUGUGCGAUGUGGCUUGCCAGCAAUGCCAGGGCAGUCCCAUGGAGUUGAUGCCUCUUUUCAGAGAUGCCGGUCAGCUCAGUGCCGGACUUGGGAUAAAGUAUUUAUGGAUUGAUACACUUUGCAUUGUCCAGGAUGAUAACCUAGACUGGGAGAAAGAGUCCGGAAAAAUGGCAGAUUACUAUCAGAAUUCGUGGCUCACAAUCUCAGCGACCUCUCUGUCCGUGGAUGGUGGGCUUUUCGGGGAUGUCCCCAGCGAAAGUAUGCCGCGGAUAACGCGGCUACCGUACAGAGAUAAAGAGAGAGUACAGCAUGGUCACUUUUAUGUCCAGUGUAUGGAAGCCGAGGCUCUUUCCAUGGACUAUAAAACGAACAUUAGUCAGAGCUCGCUCCUGAGUCGUGGUUGGGUGUGCCAGGAAUGGCUGCUCAGUCGUCGGAUAUUGUCCUUUUCAAAAGCAGGGCUCUUUGUUCAGUGCCAGAUAGAGCCUCCCAGAAGCCUUCUUGGUGACGAGGUGAAUGACACAGCACACUAUGGUUCUACUGGCAUUUCUUCUAAAAGAAUACAGGGAAUUGAUACUUUGAGCCUAUUCACAAUCCUAGAGUCAUGGUUUGCGGUUGUGGAGGUCUUUUCAGGAUUGGAGCUCAAAAAUCUGGAAGAGGAUCGACUUAUUGCUUUGGCAGGAGUGGCCAAGGAAUUUGGCCUUGCUAUUGAACGAGAACAAGGGGAGGAAGGGGAGCCAGGAAAUGGCUUAGAAGCGACUAAACAUCGAUAUGUCUCUGGGCUCUGGUUUGGUCAGUGGAGGUGUCUAUUGUGGGAGCAAGUCUCUACCGGCGAACGUGUGAGAAUUGGUGGUAUACCAAGUUGGUCAUGGGCUUCGAUGGCGGUUAGGAAGACAAGCAACCAAGAAAGCAAUGCCAUGACUGGGAUGCCCGUGCAGUGGACCACACUACCGCAAGAUGACGAGUUGCCGACAUGUGUUUGCAGCUUUGCAGGGGCGCGCACUGUCCCAACUAUUGAUGCCCUUGAAGGCAACUAUAGAACAUUCAAACCUAUGUAUGAGCACGCCAGCGUCAUGCCCCCUGAGAACGAAUACCACGCAAGGCAUCGGUUUACAAUGCUCCAGAUGAAAGGAAGACUCUUAACUACCCAUAUUGACCAGAGAUUCAAUGAGUUUGAGAAUGCCAAUAUUGCGGCCGAGUUAACGGAACAUUCUCCUGAUCUUGGACGUCACAUGUGGCGGAGGGUUACGAUACCGACUGAGCUUAGUGUUAUAUCGGGCUGGGCAUCCCUCGAGCAUCCAGAGUAUCAGACCGAUAUUUCUGCGACUAAUUCGACACUCGAAGCUUUUGUAGUUACCCGAAGCGAUGGCAAUGUCUUGGGGCUUCCGCCAUCAUUUCGUGUUAUUUUCCUGCGGCGUGUCGAAAUACCAGGUUUUGAUAGUUGCUUUGAACGUGUUGGGACGGGUGGAUUAUUUGACGCAGGUGUUGAUAAGCUUUUUCGAGAAGCCAACGAAGAGAUGGUCUGGUUGGUAUAG
Messenger RNA from Clonostachys byssicola, 2343 nucleotides. The record is from the annotation of a GenBank genome assembly. NCBI's taxonomy places the organism in Eukaryota, Fungi, Ascomycota, Sordariomycetes, Hypocreales, Bionectriaceae.